CGGGAAUCGAGAGUUUCGGAGCGAGGAAUCGGCUGGGGCCUGGUUGUCUAUGUUUUUUUGGGAGAUCUGGUGGAUUUCUCUCGCUCUCCUGGAGGAAGAAGCCGGUGCCGGCGGUUGGCUCCUUGGUCUUGGCUGGAGGGCGAAGGCACGGAAGGGAUCUCGUGUGAGCGGCGCAGAGAGAGAGCUCGGACAUGUGUCAGCACAUCUGGGGAAUACAGGCUGCAAGUCCGAAAGGAGGUUUUCGGGGAUUGCGAUAUUGAUCUUUGUUUUUUUUUUUCCGCCGAGGGAUGCACUUGGCAUGAGAAUCGGAGGAUGGAAAUUGUUUGGGAGGUGCUUUUUCUGCUGCAAGCCAAUUUCAUCGUCUGCAUUUCAGCUCAGCAGAAUUCACCGAAAAUCCAUGAAGGCUGGUGGGCUUAUAAAGAGGUGGUCCAGGGAAGCUUUGUUCCGGUUCCUUCCUUUUGGGGCUUGGUGAAUUCAGCCUGGAAUCUUUGCUCUGUUGGGAAACGGCAAUCACCUGUCAAUAUAGAAACCAGCCAUAUGAUUUUUGACCCCUUUCUUACACCUCUUCGCAUAAACACAGGGGGUAGAAAGGUCAGUGGAACAAUGUAUAAUACAGGGAGGCACGUGUCUCUACGACUUGACAAAGAACAUUUGGUCAACAUCUCUGGAGGGCCCAUGACAUACAGUCACCGCUUGGAGGAGAUCCGAUUACACUUUGGAAGUGAAGACAGCCAAGGGUCAGAACACCUACUGAAUGGACAGGCUUUCUCUGGGGAGGUUCAGCUAAUCCACUAUAACCAUGAGCUAUAUACAAAUGUUACGGAAGCUGCAAAAAGUCCCAAUGGCUUGGUGGUAGUUUCUAUAUUUAUGAAAGUAUCUGAAUCAUCCAAUCCAUUUCUAAAUCGUAUGCUUAACAGAGACACUAUAACAAGAAUAACGUAUAAAAAUGAUGCAUAUUUACUGCAGGGACUUAAUAUCGAGGAACUUUACCCCGAAACUUCUAGCUUCAUUACAUACGAUGGGUCAAUGACGAUUCCACCCUGUUAUGAAACAGCAAGUUGGAUACUAAUGAACAAACCUGUCUACAUAACCAGGAUGCAGAUGCAUUCAUUACGACUGCUAAGCCAGAAUCAGCCUUCACAGAUAUUUCUGAGUAUGAGCGACAACUUCAGACCAAUCCAGCCUCUCAACAACCGAUGUAUUCGAACAAACAUCAACUUUAGUUUACAAGGGAAAGAUUGCCCAAACAAUAGAGCACAGAAAUUACAGUACAGAGUAAACGAAUGGCUGCUCAAGUAAUUAAGACGAAAGCAGGAAGAACUCUUAACCUCAGUGGAAUGCUACUACUGUGAAUUGACAUAAUACAGAAAGCCCCCAGCCUCAUUAAGUCUUCGGUCUUUGUACUUCAUAGAUGGCACACACGGUCGUGCUCCCCUCCCCCCAAAGAAAAGGAUGCCAAGUUGGGAAUUCACCUAAAUGAAAUUUAUUUGUAUGAUCGGUCAUAACAAAAUAAAAAAGGACACUAUUUACCGUUAACAUGAUUACAAUUUUGAUACUGUUUUCCUGAAACUACUAUAGCUCACCAAGAAAAGACUUCUCAAACUUUGUACAUAUGAAAUUCUUCCUCUGUACCCCUCCUCCCCUUCUUCCCCCUCCCAUCAUCCUCCCAUUAAAAAAAUUGUGGUUCACUACCGCAUCCAAGUGGAUUUGUGUUCUGUGUGCCAAGUAAUCCUUGGAAAGCUCUCAUGUCACUCUCAUUACUGGUUACUGGCAAAGCAGAACUAGAUGAUUGUAAGGGAAACUUAUUUCUGGGUCAUGAUCCUUCUGCUUAUUUAAUAAUGGACAGAUACUGAGAUAAGUUCUGUAAAUAGAUAACUUGAAGAAUAUAAAGGAAAUUGAAAUAUUUUCCCCUCAUCACAUAGCUGUAGUAGGAACUGCCAAGACUGGAAUUAAUCCAUUUUUUUCUGUUUCUUGUUUUACAAAGUUCAUACAUUGUGUUUGGUUACUGUUAACAAUUCAAAAUAAAUGUGUUUAACAAAUUAAUUUA
Messenger RNA from Euleptes europaea (tarantolino), 2047 nucleotides. RefSeq names its product carbonic anhydrase 10 (gene CA10). The transcript is spliced from 9 exons. The record is from RefSeq and is a predicted model, not a curated record. Lineage: Eukaryota; Metazoa; Chordata; Lepidosauria; Squamata; Sphaerodactylidae. Gene Ontology annotation, molecular function: carbonate dehydratase activity; zinc ion binding. Bases 313 to 1299 code for a protein of 328 amino acids.